AUGUCUAAGUGUGUGUUCUGUGUGUGUUCCUGCAGCCGCCCACAGAGGGAGGCUCCGGGUCCUGAGGAGGAGGAGGAGGCUGGAGCUGAGGAGGCGAGUCCAGACCGAGUCCAGACCGAGCCCAGACCGAGCCCAGACCGCCCAGACCUUAGACCAGCUCAGUCCUCUGCUCUGACUACUACAGACCUGAAGAUGAGGCUGUGGAUCGUCCUGCUCGUGUGUGUGGCCUCUCAGGCUCUGGCUGCUCCGAUGGAAGAGGAGCUGAUCAUGGAGGAGCCAGUCCCAGAGGAGGCGGCCCCAGAGGAGGUCCUGCUGGAGGAGCCGGAGGUGGGAGUGAACCCGGUGCAGGUGGAGGUCGGGGAGUUCGACGAAGCCAUCGACCCCGAGGAGGAGACGCUGGAGGAGGUGCUGCAGAGCGACCCGUGUCUGAGCCAUCACUGUAAGAAGGGCAAAGUGUGUGAGCUGGACGAUGCUAACACCCCCAUGUGCGUGUGCCAGGACCCCAGCAGCUGCGCCCCCGCCGAGGCCGAGUUCGAGCAUGUUUGUGGAACUGACAAUAAGACCUACGACACUCUCUGCAACUUCUUCGCCACCAAGUGCACUCUGGAGGGAACCAAGAAGGGCCACAAGCUGCACCUGGACUACAUCGGCCCCUGCAAAUACAUCGAGGCGUGCGUGGACACAGAGCUGAAGGAGUUUCCUCUGAGGAUGAGGGACUGGCUCAAGAACGUUCUGGUGACUCUGUACGAGAGGGACGAGGAGAACAACCUGCUCACCGAGAAGCAGAAGCUCAGGGUGAAGAAGAUCUACGAUAAUGAGAAGCGUCUUCAGGCUGGAGACCACUCCUUGGACCUUCUCGCCCACGACUUCGAGAAGAACUACAACAUGUUCAUCUUCCCCGUGCACUGGCAGUUUGGGCAGUUGGACCAGCACCCCAGCGACGGGGUGGCCGCUGCUCUCGGACUCAAAGACCAGGACGUGGACAAAGACCUCAUCGUCUAA
This is a messenger RNA of Knipowitschia caucasica, 1002 nucleotides long. Lineage: Eukaryota; Metazoa; Chordata; Actinopteri; Gobiiformes; Gobiidae. The record is from the annotation of a GenBank genome assembly.